Molecule: messenger RNA, 8097 nt
Organism: Xenopus laevis (African clawed frog)
Lineage: Eukaryota; Metazoa; Chordata; Amphibia; Anura; Pipidae
Product: up-regulator of cell proliferation
Exons: 3
Coding region: 2597-7414 (1605 amino acids)
Source: RefSeq, a predicted model, not a curated record
GUUUCCAGGUGACUUCUGUCUGGACUGGAAAGUGUCUGGUUAUCUCUGAAUUGCUGCUCAGCCAGUGUGUGAGGAUUCCCUCAGCUCUUGUGCUAAGUAUCACUAAAUCACUUAUUUGCUUUAUCUAAUUAUAUGUGUGGCCAGUCACUCUACAGAAGCUAAAAGAACCCUUCACAUUACAUUGGUACCAGAAGUUGGGUUCUGUGGAUUGAUUACUGGUUUUGUGUCUUGUUUACCUGCUUUGUGUAUUGUGUAUUUGCCAUUGUUGUUUAGUGAAACAAACAGUUUGAGAUAGUAUGAGUAUUGGUUGAAAAAGGUUGAAAGGGGCAGGAAAAAAUAUUAAGGAAAAUCUGGGUACUACUCAGUUGGGUAACAGUCUUAGGGCUGUUUGUAUCUGCUGCCCGUGAGUGUUCCAGAUAUAGAAGUGGCUAACCUAAAAUGUGCAGCCUUGAUAAGUCAAAGUAGGACAACAGAAAAAGAAAAGCAGAAGGUGCUGGUUAUGAUUUCAGGUGAAAAGCAGCAGGCUGAGCAGAUUGUAGAUUUAGAGCUGGAACUGCAGACAAUCAGGGAACUGCUUCAGGAUCUUAGAUCAUACAGUUAAUAUGCAGAACAGAUGAAAGAACAAAUAGCUACACAAUUUGAACAAUGUGUUAUAAAAACAGUUAAUAAAAAGAGAAGAAGAAGGAAUCAAAAACAAUCAGGAACAAUGAACAAGUCAAUAAUGAACUGAAACAGGAUAAAAAUGGAGAGAGAUGGCUCAAAUGGGUUUAAAAGGGGUUGUUUACCUUUAAAUUAACUUUUAAUAUGUUAUACAAAGAGAUAUUCUGCAACUGGUUUUUAUUUUUUAUUAUUUGUGUUUUUUUAUUUAUUUAACUUUUCAUUCAGCAGCUCUCCAGUUUGCAAUUUCAGCCGUCUGGUUGUUAGGGUCCAAAUUCCCCUAGCGACCAUGCAUUGAUUUAAAUGAAAGACUGGAAUAUGAAUAGGAGAGACCUGAAUAGAAAGAUGAGUAAUUCAAAGUAGCAGUAAAAUUAUGUUUGUAGACUUUCUGAGCAUUUGCUUUGAGAUGGGGUCAGUGACCCCCAUUUGAAAGCUGGUGAUAGUCAAAAGAUUCUCUCUCAAUUAAUUAAAAAACGAUAUAAAAAACAAAUAAAUAAUAAAGACUAGUUGAAAAGUUGCUAAGAAUUGGCCAUUCUAUAACAAACAAAGUUAACUUGAAGGUGAACAAUGCCUUUAAGGGUCUAGGACUUGGGAGAUAAUGGAAUUAUGUUGACUGACAGAGAAGCAGUGGAGUUAGGAAGUGUCUCUAUAAGAAAUGGGAAUUUCACACAUCAGGGACAUUUUCCUUACUGCACCUGAUUUGCAUAAACUACAGAUUUCCCCCUAUGAACUGAUAGAUCAGACCCCAUGGGUAUCUACAACUGAUGGAAAGACUGAGAGCAAUGGGAUGUAUGACUGGUAUAAUACUAUAUCUGAUAGAGGGGUGAGACAUGUAGAAACUGACUGGCGAAGCCCAGAUAUGACCCAUUUUACUCCAUUGGUUAAAAAGAAACUGCUCACGACAGCUCCGGAGCACUGGAAAGCCCCAGAUUUUGCUUUAGAAGCUAAAGAAGGAAGUAGCAUUGAUGAUGCAGCGGUUCUGCUGGGUCAGAUGGGAGAGAUGAACAUUGUGAGGGAGAACUGUUGGGAAGGCAGGAAUGAGUCAAACAUAUUAAAAUAACUCACAGAUAAAUGUUUUUAGAUUUGUUAGUCAUUAUUAUUGCAAAAUAUAUUAUUGAUGAUAAGCAAUACCUGUAUAUGGAUAAAGAGGAAUGACCACCAGAUAUCAUGGGUCUUAUACCUCUCCUGAUAGUCUUUCUUCUCUGCUGUGAUACAGUUUUUGACUUGUAGAAAGAUAAUUUCACAUUACAAGUGCAAAGCAGCAAAUGUGUUCUUAUACUCCUCUGCUAGGAGCACUUAUAUUUUCAUCUGUUUGAAAUAACUCAUGGGCUGAAUUUUGAGGAGAACAUCACAUUAUAUACUGUAGUGAAACAGAUAAGAUGCAUGAAGGCCAGUAACAUAUCUGGCAAACGUCACGUAUUGCCCAUUCAUAUCAGUGCUUUGGAGAUGUUUCAGUAUCACAAUAUCAGUGGAUCAAGGGGUGGAAUGUUGGGAAAAUGUGUGUUUCAUUGAUUACGAAUAGAGCAACACCAUAAAGAUGGGACUGAAGGCUCUUGCUAAUACAGGAUGCUUGAUUUUACCACAUAUAGUAUGCAGGUUGGAGUAUGUAUCCUGUUUUGCUAAUUAUAAAUAAAGCAAUUUUCAAUCACUCUACAGAAUCCUUCUCAAUACAAGGCAACACCUCGCCAACCUAUGUCCUUUGCAUAUUAGCAACAUAGGAGCAAAUGUUGUGUUUUCCCAGGACAGGUAGCAAGGGUGUGCCAUUAUACUGUUAACCUAUAAAUAUGUGUUAUGCAUCAUCUGACAUUUAUAUUCUGCCCUCAGGCAUCCAUAAAGCACUGGCAGCCAAGCAACAGCACAGGAUUCAGAGGAAGUUGUUGCACAGAAAGAAGAAGCUCUCUGAGCCUUUUGUGAAGAAGGAAGAGGCACCGAUAAAAACAUGGACGAUCAAGCAAAAGAAUUUUCAGGGGAAAUUGUUGUACAGGGAGAAAAAGCUGUUGAUCCAUCAGGGGAAGAAGAGAAAGAAAAGAAAGGAAAAAGAAACACCCUGAAUGAAAUCAUAGAAUCCCAUAAAGAUUCUAAGAUCACCCUUAGAGGCAUCCUGGAAAUUGGGCAGGAGAAUAUAAAUGAAGUUGCCCCCCAGACUGUGCAAGAUCUUCCCUGGGCUCUCCUAAGGAAACUGAUGGCACUAGACAGUACUGCAAGAACAAUUCAACUUGUGGACAUUUCUGCAAAUUCAGGGUCAGAUGCUGAUAGCACAGAAGACAAUACAUUUCCACAAAUGGUUUCAGAGAAAGAUUAUGAUAGUACAGACGAAGAUCUAUCUGAUAAUUUGGAUUUUUAUAGCAAAGAGAAUGAUUUUAAUUUCAUCAAUCCAUUAGAUAUUCUGUGUGUUCUCUUGCAUUGCUCAGAUAUGUUUUUACAGCAGAACAUUUUCUCAAAAAUGUCCAUGUGUCAGUUUGCUGUCCCACUGCUUCUCCCUGCUGGUGAUGGUGCAGAAUGUACCUUCAUGCUCUGGGCUAUGAGAGACAUUGUCAAGAGAUGGAGACCCCACACUAUGGCAGAGAGUAAGGGUUUUAUAGAAGAAAAUAUGAUUCAAAUUAAAAUGCCUUUUUUUUCCUUUGCAAGACUGGGGCAAAUCAAUUUAUCAAAAUCCAAAAUCCUCAAUCAAGUUCUCAGCCCAGUUCAGCAGAACCAGGACUUCUUUAUUCAUGAAAAUAUAAAAGGUGGAAAUAUUGAAAGAGAAAUCUCUGAUGGCCUAGUGGAAAUCUCCUGGUAUUUACCUGUUGGAAGAGAGAAUUCUGAUACUUUCCCAGAACCUAUUGCUGUUACUAAUUUGCGUGGAGACAUAGAGUCUAACUGGACCCAAUUCAGCUUCCUAACCCAGGUCUCAUCAGCAGUGUUUGUAUUUGCUGAGAGUAUUAAUGAGAGACAGUGUGAGCUAUUAACCAAGUGUAGUAAAUCCAACACCAGCUUCUAUUUCAUCAUUAGUGGGAGAGGUGUCGGUAAAGACACUAUAAAGUACCUGAAAAAGUUAUGUUCUUUGCUAGGCAUUGACAGAUCACAUAUACUUAAAAAAGACAAAAGAGAAAAUGAUGCAGACUUAGUCAACAAGUUACAAAGCAUCAUCAAGACAUUUUUUAAAAAAAAUAAAAGAGUAAAACUGGAAGAUUUCGCAAAAACAGCCACUGAACUUGGAAUCAAGGUGGAUGAAAAUUCCCAGGAAUGUAAGAAAGCCAAAAUAUAUGUAGAUGAAAUAACUAAAGAGAUAGAAGAUGUGGUACAAUACAAGAAACAAACAAUGAAAUUACAAGGAGAUCUAUGGAAACGAGUGUCCCAGAUAGAGAAAGAAUUGUGCAGAAUGAGAAAACAGGGCAAUCAAGGUACAGAAGAAUACAGAUCUCAGCUGAAACAGGCACUUGAAAAAUUACACAUGGAGCAGAACCAACAUGUUCUACCAGAUGCUAUGACAAAAUUUAUUUCUGCAAUCACACAUUUGUCUCAGUCAGAGAAACAUUUUUUCCUUAAAUGGCUAAAAUUUGUACUUGACUCAAUGGCAAGAAACAAACUAUCCAUGUUGAAAGCAAAAUACAAAGAAAAAUAUAAUGAUAAAGCCAAUAAUCAAGAGGAACUAGAACAGCUAGACCACCAGAUAUCUGACAGUUCUUUGGGAGUAGAACAUUUUCUGCGAGAGAUGGGACAAUUUUAUGAGGCAGAAUGUUCCAUGGUGAAUCAAGGAAAAAUCAAACCAGAUAAGAGUAAGUUCAGUAAUCUCCCAGGAAUUGCUGCUGAUUUACUACUGGAUGGGUUCCCAUUGGAGCUAAUAGAUGGAGAUGCAUCUAACAUACCUUUGACAUGGGUAUCUCACCUUCUGACUGAGCUGGAUAAUAAAACUGGAGGCAAAUGCAGAAUAAGAGUAAUCACAGUGUUGGGCGUACAAAGCACUGGAAAAUCCACCCUCCUCAACACCAUGUUUGGGUUGCAGUUUUCAGUGUCAAGUGGACGAUGCACACGAGGAUCAUUUUUAACACUAAUAAAAUUGAAAGAAAACUUUCAAAAGACCCUGGACUGUGAGUUUGUUUUAGCAAUUGACACUGAAGGUCUGAAGGCUCCAGAAUUGGCUUCUCUAGAGGACAGUUUUGAACAUGACAAUGAACUGGCAACUCUAGUGGUUGGGCUCAGUGACAUCACUAUAAUUAAUAUGGCCAUGGAGAAUACAGCAGAAAUGAAAGAUACACUGCAGAUUGUGAUCCAUUCAUUUCUCAGAAUGAAGCAUAUAGGGAAGAAACCCAACUGCCAGUUUGUGCAUCAGAAUGUGAGUGAUGUUUCUGCUGAUGAUAAUAACAUGAGAGACAGAAUUAAACUCCUGGAGCAGCUGGAUGAAAUGACCAGAAUAGCUGCCACCAUGGAAAAAAAGAGUGGAAUCAAAAGCUUUACUGAUAUCAUGGCCUAUAACACUGAGAGAGACAGUUGGUAUAUUCCUGGGCUUUGGUACGGUGUCCCACCCAUGGCUUCUGUAAACUCUGGCUACAGUGAGAAUGUGUAUGAACUAAAAAAAUAUUUGUUUCAAUUCAUGGAGAAUAAGGAAAGUCUUCACCCACCCCAGAAAAUUGUUGAUUUUAUUGAAUGGAUAAAAAGCUUGUGGAACUCUGUGAAAUAUGAAAAUUUUAUUUUCAGUUUCAGAAACAGCCUGGUAGCUGAAGCUUACAAUCAAUUAGCAAUGAAAUACUCUCAGUGGGAAUGGAACUUCCGCAAACAGGUUCAUACCUGGCUAAUUAGCACUGAGAACAAGAUCAAGAAUCAGUCAGAAGACAAACUGCAGCCAGAAUCAUGCAGUAUUUUAAAAAAUGAUUUAAUUUCUUUACUGUCCAAAGAAGAGGAAAAUAUGAUAGAUUUGUUAAAAAAAUACUUUGACAGUAAAACUGAUAAUGUUCACCUGGUUGAAAAAUACAGAGAAGAGUUCUCCAGAGGGGUGAAUUUUCUUCAUAAGGAACUAGAAAAUUCUGUAACAGCAAAGAUUGAUGAGAUUAUCAGAAUCCAAAAGGGGAAAUAUCAAAUAAAGAAAAUUGAGGACAGUUAUCAAAGAAUGGUUGAGGAGAAAGUCACUAGUCUCCUAAAACAAGUUAGAGAAAGAAAAAGUCAGCUUGGGGAUGAUGAAAUAGAAAAGGAAUUCGAGAAUAUGUGGGAAAGUACAGUAGCUGAGUUACCAAAGAAUCUUUUACAAAAACGUAAUGUCGGUCAGGAAAUGCUGCUGGACCUCAAACAUGACUUGUCCAACAAAGGGAGCUCUAUAAAGGAGAAAUUGCUCAGCAUAAAAUGUUUAGAUGUAUUUGGAAAAGAUAAAUUCCAGAUCAAAGAUUGCCAUGUUGACAUGAAAUGUAAUUCACAUUAUAAAGAAAUCUUGACCAAAAUAGAACAUCUUGUUUCCUAUCUAAUAGCAAGAUGUUCUGAUUAUGUAAUAAAAAAGGUUAAUACAGGAGGAGAUUAUGAUGGAACUUUUUGUCAAGAAUUACUCAAUAUGAUCAAUGAAAGGCUCAGGGAGAAAGAUGUUAAAAACCUGCACAUUACCCAUGACUUUGACUUGGAUAUAAAGCUGCAUAUCCUGGGGGAUGCAGCUCAGAAGUUCCAGAAGAUGCAUGAGAGUUUCCUCAAGACUGAUCCUAUGUUGUGUCUGGAAAUUCUAAAACCUCAUUAUUUCACAACUUUUAAAAAUCUGUUCCAGGAAAAGGAUGAAACACAAAGUAGAGCCAAACAAUUCUGUGAGCUCUGCCUGAAGCCGGCAAUAACCCACCAGAUUUCUGAGCUUCUGGGGACAGAUAUUGUAGAUGAUAUUCUUUCCAGUAAAAGUUCCAAAGAAUUGAGCACCCGCACUUUCUUUCAAGCACAUUUACUUGAGAAACUACUGGAAGAGCAUGAUUUCUCUGAGUAUGUCACCUACAUUAAGUCUUAUGAGUUAUAUGUAAAAAGAUGGCUAAAGCAAUACAUAUUAAAGGCUUAUGAAAAGGGACUAGAAAAACUGCAAACAAAUAUUCUAUCUGAUAUCUGCAAAAAAAUCAUUACUGUACUUGACAAGUUAAAAUAUUCUUUCACUGCCUCGGAUUUCUUGAAAACAUUUUGUAAGAUGUUAAAAAGUGAAUUAGUAAUUGCCAAGAUGGAGUUGCAGUUGGUCAGCUUUCAAAACAAAGCAGAUGUCAAACAGUUCUCAAAAGACAUUGAGUUUUUUCUCUCAGAAACAGAGAAACAGAUCAGAUCAGAAAUGGAAUCUUCCAGCACAGAAUCAGUACUUGCCAAACUCCCACUGAAACCAGAGGAUGUUCUGUUUAACAGAGUGUUUGGCUGUGGGAAGCAGUGUCCCUUCUGCAUGGUCGCCUGUGAGGCUGGAGGUACUGACCAUAAGGAGCACUUUGCAUCUAUUCAUCGACCUCAGGGUUUGGCAGGUUACCGAAAUAUUUAUAAUAAUAUAUUGGCUACAGAAUUAUGUUCAACUGAUGUUGUUGGUUGUAGGAAAUUUGGUAAUCCAGACACAAAGGGUAAAUAUCACCCUUAUAAAGAAUACCGCACAAUCUACCCAGACUGGGCCAUUCAGCCUGACCCCAGCAUCACAGCCUCAGACUACUGGAAAUAUAUUUUUGCAAAGUUCAAUAAAAAAUUUGCAGAAAAAUAUAAUGCAAAACCAGCUGAUCUGCCUGCAACUUGGCUCCUGAUAACAAAAGAACAGGCUCUGCAAAGCCUAAAAGAAAUAUUUUGUUUGAAAUAACAGAAAUAAAACAGGUUACGAUAUAAUCCUACUUUCUUGUUCAAGUUAACAGCAUUUUUAAGUAAAUAGAAAUAACUCUAUUUAGUAAAUUUACUAAUCCAAAGUGCACUUAGAGGGUAUUUCUUGUAGAUUAUUUUUACUAGGAUAGGGGCUUGUUUGCUGCAUGUUCAAUCAUUUUUCAUACUGGAAAUUCAGUAAAAAUUCAAGUUCCGCUGAGUAUGUAAGAAAUUUUAAUGACUUUCUAUUACUCUUAUACUCUUAUUCCAUGUGCCCAUGUGAUUAUGUUUUAUUUCCUUUUUGUCAAACAACAAAGCUGUCUUGCUUCAUGCCCUCAAGAUUUAAUAAGGUUUGGAUAAAAUUGAGUGAAAAGUUGUUGCCAGAAAUAUGUUUCACUUUAGUCAUCACUUAUGGUCAUUUCCACAGUGUCUGACAUAAUUUCUGAGAUGUUACAAGGGAUAUAAUGCCAUUAUUAAAAUCACUCGGUGUAGCCAUUGAAAAAUAAGAGCUUGAAACUUUAUUGGAGCUUCUGAACAUGAAGAUAGUGUGUUUUUGUUCAUUCAUUUUUUUUACAUUUUUAGUUUUACAAUACAAUGUAUGUAUUUGGCCUGUAAGAGGCCUUCACAGAUUUGUAACCAUUUUUGUUAAAGUGUAACAAAUAAAACAACAUAUUCAUGUUUGCACUA